Messenger RNA from Paramisgurnus dabryanus, 5264 nucleotides. It is a transcript of the gene pom121, whose product is annotated as POM121 transmembrane nucleoporin. Gene Ontology annotation, cellular component: nuclear pore. Gene Ontology annotation, molecular function: structural constituent of nuclear pore. The record is from RefSeq and is a predicted model, not a curated record. NCBI's taxonomy places the organism in Eukaryota, Metazoa, Chordata, Actinopteri, Cypriniformes, Cobitidae. Gene Ontology annotation, biological process: RNA export from nucleus; protein import into nucleus.
GGUGCCGCCAUGUCUCCUGAAGAUAAACGGCGGCUAGUCGUUAUCUCCGCUGCAGUCUUCUUCCUCUUUUUUCUUUUACUCGUUUUGAGCUUCAUACCGGCUUAUUUGUACAUAGUUUUUAUAUCCGUCGCGUCUUGCGUCGUUUAUUUUCACAAAGCGGAAGAGUUGCAGUUGUUCGAGAGAUUAGGCCUCAACCCCCGCCGUGGACUGAGCGUGCCGCCGGCUCUACUGCGCUGGUUACCGGGACGGACUUUGAGCGGAGUCCCGGCCACCGGCAGAAACAAGAUAUUACGUAAAAGUGAUGCGCGAAAUUCUUUCGCUUCACCUAGCAAUAGACAUAUUGCAAGCUCGGUUUAUAGACGAGACCACCAGACCUUCAGUGACUCCGUGUUUAGUCCUCGGGAUAUACUCAUGGGAAGUUACGUCGCCAAGGCUGAAGAAAGUCCCUCCGCAGCGGUGAGGCCCGCAGGGGGAUCGGCGACUUUCAUCAACCCCAGACAGCAGCUCCGGGAAAGACUCGCACGGCCUAACCAUGCUGUACACACCCCUAACAGAAGACUGUCAUUCGGGGAACCUGUGGGCACAGUGAGUCGAUUCACCAUCACCCCACGCAGACAUUACCCCCUUCAGCAGGCCGGGACAAAUUACAUCGGGGUAAUGCCACCUGUCCCAUGGGAGGAUGGAUUGUGUAAGAAGAAGGUCCUAAUCAAACCCAACUCCCCAGGGGGAUUUCGCAGCCCGGUUACAGUGAAGAUCGCUAGACCGGAGCCAACUCGAUCCUCAUUCUUCGAUCAUCUGAACGCACCAGGGACCGUCACAUCCCCAACGAUCGGAGCCCAGGCAGACCCCUGCUCCAAAGAGGCUGUUCUGAAGGCGCUCCGGGAGAGCAGGAAGAGGAUUGUGAAUAAUGCAGAGGACAAGACUGCUCUUGGGCAGGAGAGCAAAAGGAGCCGUCAUGACAGUGGUGGAAGCGCUCAAUCACCAUUUGAUGCACUCCUUGAGAAUGGAGCUCCUUCUCAGCUUGUGCCAAAGCCUGGGAAUCUGAAGAGAGGGGUGAAUUCUUCUAUUUUGGAAGAAACCACUAUGAAGAGAUCUCGUGCCUCAUCCAUCAGCUCUGUGAGCGCUGGUCCUGUUCCCAGCGGGGUGCCCGGAUGUCCCCGAAACGCUAUUCGCAGUUCCUUUAGCUCAUCACAGGGUUAUCCACCGAGGAGGAAAGCAUCCAGUCUUAGUCUUUCUCCUCUCACAAGCCCAGGAGGGUCUCCCUCUCAAACUCCAGAGCGAGCUUCGAAGAAAGCGCGGGAGGAUGAUGCUACCUCACCGAGUUUAACUUCAUUCACGAAAACUGACAAGGAGACCCCUGACCCAUCCCCUGCUUCAGCUAAAAUUACUCCAAAAUCUGAGGCACCUGUUGCUACAUCAACAUCAGACUCGGGCGGCAGUGGUAAACGCAGGCGUAAAAUCCAACUGAUCACCACAAAAAGAGAUGAUCAAAUUUCAUUACCACCACCUCCCGAACUUGGCUACACCAUCACUGUGAAAGAUCUGGACAUGGAGAAGAAAGCAGCUUUCUCUCAGAUACAGAAGGUUUUAGAGGAGCCCAAACCAGAGAGCCCAGCUCCUGCUUCCACCACACUUCCCUCUUUUACCUUAUCUCUAUCCUCAACCUUAUCAUCUGAGGCGGCGCCUGUCCCAAGGUCAGCUCCCUCUCUGCUUUCACUCUCCACACCUGUACCUGAGACGACACCAACCACUACUGUAACUCCUGCGCUAACCAUCGACCUCACCGUCAGUGCACCUAGCGCAGUCAGUACCGUACCCAUGACCUUCAACUUGACACCAUCCACCACUAGCACCUCAGCUGUCUCCGCCACCAGUAUUUCAAACCCUUUGCUGGAGUCGCUUAAAAGCAUGAGGAAUAAUAAUUUACUUCUCAGUACUCCUUCAUUACUGGGAACUACAACUGCAGCUCCAGCAGUGUCUUUUGGGGGUUUUUCUACACCUGCCACUUCCACGAUCGCCGGUAGUGGAGUUGUAAAAUCCGAAUCCGGCUCAACAUCUCUGGGAUCCUUGUUCUCAACGCCGCCCUCCAUGUCACCACCUACCACUAAGCCAGCCACCUCCAUGCCCUCUACCUUCGCUCAGAUCCUGGCUCAACAAUCUUCAUCCAGCUCGCCAUCUCUAGGAGGAGGAGGCAGCUUAUUCGGCCUCAUCAAACCUGUGGCCACACCUGCAUCUUCAAAUGCUACACCUACAGCUGCGGUCGGCCCAACUGCAUCAACGAACAGCAUUAGCAACCCUUUGAUGUCUGGAUUUACGCCCAUUUUUGGCCCAGCAACUGUGACUCCUGCUUCUACAGCGGCGGAAAAACCCACUCAGCCUGUCUUCAAACCUUUAUUUGGCAGCAGCACCACAGGAAGUAGCACUGGUGCUUUUGGCCAGACGACCACAUCGAUGACAUCAACACCUGCUGCUCCGGCCACACAGAACAGCAGUAUGUUAUUUGGUGGACUAAGCAGUACUCAACCACCGGCGGUGUCCACUUCCUUCGCCGGCCCUCCUCCAGCCACACAAGCCCCUAGCCAGUCUCUCUUUGGUGGCUGGAAUGCAACAACCACGUCUGCUCUCUCCGUAAACCCCUCUUUACAAUUCGGAGCUGCGCCGACCACAACCGCCACCCCUGCGGCGAGCACCACUACAGCCAGCGCUGGUGGCACCAACUCUGCUUUACAGUUUGGAGCAGCAAAACCUGCACCCGCUCCACAAGCCCAGAGCUCAUUCACAUUUGGCCAGCUGUCGGCCAACCAGAAUUCCACUUCCAUGUCGUUCGGUGGGUUCGGCAUGACUGCCAAUGCCCCCGCCACAACCAUGGAAGCAACUACGACGCAAACCGUUUUUGGAAGCUCGACCAUGACCACAUCGGCCUCGAACUUUCCAGGGGCCACACAGCAGCCUCCUGCUGCCUCAAAGGCUUUUACAUUUGGGGGUAAUAGUGGAGCAUCACCGUUUGGGUUCGGGACGAACGCCAGCACAGCGGCACCUACCUUUGGGACUACCAGUCAGCCUACGUUUGGCGGACCAUCAUCUGGCUUCCCUUUCGGUAACACCACCACUCCUUCAGCGGCUCCCAUCUUUGGGGCUUCAACACAGACUACAGCUCCUCUCCCUGCUCCUGCUCCUACAUUUGGUUUUGGAGGGGCUUCGACAGUGCCUCAGAACCCAGCACCAAGUACUCCUGCUCCUCCUGCUUCCGGAGGCUUUAAUUUUGGGGGGUCAGUGCCCGGAACGCCAUUUGGGACACCUGCACCUGCAACUCAGCCUCAAGGAUUUUCGUUUGGGGCUAACAACACAGAGAACAAACCUGCUUUUGGUACGUCAACACCUGUUUUUGGCCAGGGAUCCACAGGAAUGUCAAUGCCGUUCGGAAGUCCGGCAACACCAGGAUUUGGUGCAAUGGGAGGUUCAGCAUUCGGGGCUUCACCAGCUACCUUCUCUAUCGGAACAGGCUCCAAGUCCACAGGGCAACGUCGUUUGCAAGCACGCAGGCAACACCCAAGGAAGAAGUGAUCAGAUGACUGGUCCAAGACCUGUCCUUUCAACUGUACAUAAUUGUUACUAUUUUUUCGGCUGACCCAGAUGCUGCUGCUGGGCUCUCGGUCAACCCUUCAGACUGCCAGGGCUGGUCAGGUGUAUAUUAUCAAGGCCCACGGGGCGCGUAGAUUUUAGAGCGGGUGUGUCCGCUAAAACUCAUCGCUGAUGGAUUCUGUUGAGAAGAUCUGCGAUGGAAGAACAGGAUGGAUUAUACUUGAAGAAAUGAAAGAUACAGACUUUCAAUUCUGAACUUCGACAUGAAUUGCAAUCCAGGCCUGUUGAAGAAAAUUUUAUUUGAACUUUUUUUUGUCUGGUAGACGAGUAAUCAGAUGCACGUUAUUUUUAGAUAAGUAAGGUAUUUUUUUCUCUAUGUAGUUAGUCUUUAUUGUCAUGCUUUCUAAGGGAAUAUUUUAUCUGUUUCAUUUAAAAAAUGAAAAGCUGUUUUUGUCCGAAUGCAAUGCAUAAUAAACAGUUUAAUUAUUCACUUUUUCUGCAUGUUCAUUUAAGAAUCAUAAAAAGAUCCUGUUGAGUUCAUUACAUUUGUAUUAUGUGCACUGACUUCUAUCUGUUCAAAAACCAAAGCUGAUGUUUUUAGCGCAACACUCUCACCUCCUUCACAUGCUCAAGUGUGCUAUUUGGCUGUUUUACUACCUCUCCAAUAUAAAUGUGUAUCUGUGUCCCAGCUGAACGGUUUUAAACUUUUUCACUUAAUAUCCAAGUUACUUUUAUUGCACUUGGAGUAAUUAAAGUCAGCACUGAUUACAUGCAUAACCCAGCUGUUACAUCAGCAGUCAAUGUAUUUGGCCGUCGGGCACAGUUUGCUCUUGGCCGUAAUGAUCAGAAAUACACUUUUUUUCCUCAAGUUAUUUUGUUUUAUUGCUCUCUGUGCCUUAGUGUGUUUUGCUUCGGGUUGUAUAUUAUGGGGGAUUUGUAUUUGAAGACACGAAUGAUGUUUUUCAUAAUAACGUGUGCAGAAUUGAGACAACGUUGUUGAGAGUAUGAUUUAUUUUAUUACCGAUCUAAGAGUUUUGGUCUAAUUUCAAACUGACUUCAAGGAGAAAUGCAGCUUUGAGUGAACCACAAACAUGGAUAAUUUAUAUUUGACUGUAGUGCAAAAAAAUACAUUUAAAAGUGUGACGCUGCUGCUCUUUGUUGCAGACAAAACCCACCUGAAAUAUUUUUUGUUUAAUCCUAGAGGGCUGUGAAAGGCAUUUUGUAUUUUAACUUAUUUUUUGCAUGCACAACCUUGUUUGAAUUUUGUAUGAAUCAUUCCUGGCUGUGUAUGAAUCCUAUGGUUUGUGCAUGCUUUUGAUGUGUUUUACGAUACCGAGAUAUAGCAAUUACUCAACCUGUAAUUGAAUGGCAUGUCUUAAGAACGUUCCUGAAUGCGAAUCUAUCCGCAGAUACCCUUUGAAUUUAAGUCUUACCACCUUCUCAGGUCUGUUUAGUGAAAAGCGAGAAUUAUUUUUUUUCUACGUCUGUUCAACGCAGAUUGUUGUAUUUCUACAUAACACUGGAUUGAAUUAGUACUAUGAUGCACAAAUACAUAAGCACAAAGCAUCAUUUUUAGGCCUUUUCUUUUUAAUCUGGUAGACAUGCAUUUUGCUUUUCAAUCCUCCUGGCUGCAUAUCCCGACAAUAAUUGCAGGGGACCGGGCGUUUUUUUUUUUUUUUUAA